AUGGCGGGCCCGGGAGCCCAGGACAGCCGCCGCCUGCUUCAUGCCCGCCCCUCUGGGUGGGGGGACCCGAAGGAGGAGAAGCAGAUGCUGGGAGUGUCUUUGGUGUGGCCAGAGGCCUGGGCCUGGCCCCGUCUGCCCCAAAGGAGCCUCCUGCACCCUGACCCGUGCUGGGCCUCUGGGAGAGCCUGCAGGGACCCUCCUGAGCGAGCCCUCCUGGUCCUGGAGCGGAGCAUUCGGGAGAGCUUCGUGGGGCCCGGCACGUGCCCCCGGUGUCCCCCCUGCUCUGCUCCCGGCGUCCCCCCACUCUCUUCCUGGAGGCUGAUGGAGGGAUCAGAGCAGCCAAGCCUCCCGCGGGUGGCGAGAGCCCUUCAGGCCCACAUCCCCGCCAUCCACUCGCCCUCUUGCCGGAGCAGCAUGCUCUGGUUCCACGUUCUCCUCAGCUUCCCCUUCAAGCAUUGGACUCCAGGACUCCACCUGGAGGCUCUGGACACCGUGGACCAGUGUGCUCUGGGCACCCAUCAGUGCCAGCAUGUCUGCGUGAGCGAUGGAGACGGCGCCCAUCACUGCGAAUGCAGCCAAGGGUACGCCUUGAACGAAGACCAGAAAACCUGCUCAGCUGUUGAUAUGUGCGCUCUGGACACGCAUGGCUGUGAGCACAUCUGUGUGGGGGACAGUGCUGGGGGCUUCCACUGUGAGUGCUACGAAGGCUACCUCCUGGCGGAAGACAAGAAGAGCUGCUCAGCCCAGGAUAAGUGCGCCUUCGGCACCCACGGGUGUCAGCAGCUCUGCGUGAGCGACGGGCCCGGAGCCCACCAUUGCGAGUGCUUCGAAGGCUACAUCCUGAAUGCCGACCAGAAGACAUGCUCAGCCCGCAACGUCUGCGCUCUGGGCACCUACCGCUGCCAGCAGCUCUGUGUGAGGGACGGGCCUGGCGCCUACCACUGUGAGUGCCAGCCGGGAUACCAGCUGCAGGAGGAUGGGCGCUCGUGUGCAGCCGUCGAGGAGGCCCGGAGCCUGAUCUCCAGGGAGGACGCCUGCAGCUGCGAGGCCUCCCUGGCCUUCCAGGAGAAGGUCACCUCCCGCCUCCGGAGCCUGGCAUCCAAGCUCGACGACAUCUUGGAGAAGUUGCAAGUCAGUGCUUUGAGACAGCUCCACCGCUAGAGCCGCCCUUCGUGCCAGCUGCCUAGCUUUAUGGGCCUCUGUUGCUGCGGCUGUGGUGCUUCCCCGCCACCAAAAACUUCACUGAGCAAACAGCGAGAUGGAUUUCCACAGUCCCUCUCUCUG
Messenger RNA from Gracilinanus agilis (Agile Gracile Mouse Opossum), 1284 nucleotides. It is a transcript of the gene MATN3, whose product is annotated as matrilin 3. Gene Ontology annotation, molecular function: calcium ion binding. Lineage: Eukaryota; Metazoa; Chordata; Mammalia; Didelphimorphia; Didelphidae. The coding region runs from base 1 to 1161 and encodes 386 amino acids. The record is from RefSeq and is a predicted model, not a curated record. The transcript is spliced from 8 exons.